GUUGGCACGGUCACCCAGGGCUUCGCAGGACCCGGUCCCUCAGUGACAGAUGGACAAUGCAAGAAUGAGCUCCUUCCUGGAAUACCCCAUCCUCAGCGGUGGCGACUCGGGGACCUGCUCAGCGCGAGCCUACCCUUCCGACCAUGGAAUUACAACUUUCCAGUCGUGCGCGGUCAGUGCUAACAGCUGUGGCGGCGACGACCGCUUCCUAGUGGGCAGGGGGGUGCAGAUCAGCCCGCCCCACCACCACCACCACCACCACCACCAUCACCCCCAACCGGCCACCUACCAGACUCCCGGGAACCUGGGGGUGUCCUACUCCCAUUCGAGUUGUGGUCCAAGCUAUGGCGCGCAGAACUUCGGCGCGCCUUACAGCCCCUACGCGUUAAAUCAGGAAGCAGAAGUAAGUGGUGGGUACCCCUCGUGCGCUCCCGCUGUUUACUCUGGAAAUCUCUCAUCUCCCAUGGUCCAGCAUCACCACCACCACCAGGGUUAUGCCGGGGGCGCGGUGGGCUCGCCUCAGUACAUUCACCACUCAUAUGGACAAGAGCACCAGAGCCUGGCCCUGGCCACGUAUAAUAACUCCUUGUCCCCUCUCCACGCCAGCCACCAAGAAGCCUGUCGCUCCCCUACAUCAGAGACAUCUUCUCCAGCGCAGACCUUUGACUGGAUGAAAGUCAAAAGAAACCCUCCCAAAACAGGGAAAGUUGGAGAGUAUGGCUACGUGGGUCAACCCAAUGCAGUGCGCACCAACUUCACCACGAAGCAGCUCACUGAGCUGGAAAAGGAGUUCCACUUCAAUAAGUACCUGACGCGUGCUCGCAGGGUGGAGAUUGCCGCGUCCCUACAGCUCAAUGAGACCCAGGUGAAGAUCUGGUUCCAGAACCGCCGGAUGAAGCAGAAGAAACGAGAGAAGGAGGGUCUCUUGCCCAUCUCUCCUGCCACCCCGCCAGGAAGUGAGGAGAAGGCCGAAGAAUCUUCAGAGAAGUCCAGCUCCUCGCCCUGCAUUCCUUCCCCGGGGUCCUCUACCUCAGACACUCUGACCACCUCUCACUGAGGCCGACCAAGCCCCAGACUCCGCAGCCCAGGCUAUUCCGCAGGCUGGGGACUCCUUACGCAAAGCACAUUCUUAGCUUAUCUUCCUUUCCAUUUACAGUCUCUCUCUUCCUUUCUGAUCCUAUCUGGGGAGCUCCUGGCCAGGACAAUGUGUUUCCAGA
Panthera uncia (snow leopard) is the source of this 1217-nucleotide messenger RNA. RefSeq names its product homeobox A1 (gene HOXA1). The record is from RefSeq and is a predicted model, not a curated record. Gene Ontology annotation, cellular component: nucleus. Lineage: Eukaryota; Metazoa; Chordata; Mammalia; Carnivora; Felidae. The coding region runs from base 50 to 1057 and encodes 335 amino acids. The transcript is spliced from 2 exons. Gene Ontology annotation, molecular function: RNA polymerase II cis-regulatory region sequence-specific DNA binding; DNA-binding transcription factor activity, RNA polymerase II-specific. Gene Ontology annotation, biological process: regulation of transcription by RNA polymerase II.